This is a messenger RNA of Callithrix jacchus (white-tufted-ear marmoset), 456 nucleotides long. The record is from RefSeq and is a predicted model, not a curated record. Lineage: Eukaryota; Metazoa; Chordata; Mammalia; Primates; Cebidae.
AUGGCUGGGCAAAAACUUCCUCUAAAAACCAUUGACUGGGUAGCUUUUGUGGAGAUCGUACCCCGAAACCAAAAGGCCAUUGCUAAUUCCCUGAAAUCCUGGAAUGAAACCCUCACUUCCAGGUUGGCUACUUUACCUAAGAAUCUACCAGCUACUGACUGCACUUACUACAAGGCCAAUGUGGCCAAGGCAGGCUUGAUGGAUGACCUUGAGAAGUUUAAUGCCCUGAAGUUUCCUGCACCAGAGGAUAAAUAUACAGCCCACGUGGAUGCUGAAGAAAAGGAAGAUUUGAAAACUUGUACCGCAUGGGUGUCUCUCUCAAAGGCAAGGAUUGGACAAUAUAAGAAACAGCUGGAGAAGAUGAGGAACUUAAUUCCAUUUGAUCAGGUGACCACUGAGAACUUGAACAAAGCUUUCCAAGAAACCAAAUUAGACGAGAGAAACUAUCCCUAUUGA